Messenger RNA from Fonsecaea nubica, 2661 nucleotides. RefSeq lists its product as hypothetical. Gene Ontology annotation, biological process: DNA-templated transcription; regulation of transcription by RNA polymerase II. The transcript has 3 exons. Gene Ontology annotation, molecular function: DNA-binding transcription factor activity, RNA polymerase II-specific; RNA polymerase II cis-regulatory region sequence-specific DNA binding; zinc ion binding. Bases 1 to 2661 code for a protein of 886 amino acids. Gene Ontology annotation, cellular component: chromatin. Lineage: Eukaryota; Fungi; Ascomycota; Eurotiomycetes; Chaetothyriales; Herpotrichiellaceae. The record is from RefSeq and is a predicted model, not a curated record.
AUGACUGAAGACAUUAUCAAUGCGGAGAUUGACGGCUCAGUGUUGGAGGAAGAGCGGAAACAGGAGCCACCCCCAAAGAAGCCGAAAAGAUUCGAGUGUAAACACUGCCAACGGCUGUUUGCGCGCCUAGAGCAUCUUCAACGGCAUGAACGGACGCAUACUCGAGAGAAACCUUUCGCCUGUAAUCAAUGCGACAGCAAGUUCACACGAAGCGACCUUCUGGUUCGACACGAGAGACUCAGUCACGAUGCUGAGCGCUGGGGCAGAAACGGUAGAAACGGCCAGAGCGCUGGAUCCGCGGGUUCGACGACAGCAACCACAGGUCGAAAACGGCGAAACACCGACGAGCACCACACUUUGGAUCUCACCGAUGCUCCCAGCUUGACCUCCAACGAUUUCAACGCCUCCCAAAACAUAGUGUCCAGCUACCUCCCUGCAAACUCGACUCAGAAUACGGGCACUACGCCCAAUGGUCAUGACCUCUCCUUCGCAACAUUGCUGAUGGCUGCCGAGCAUGCUCGACCUCAGGACACACAAGCCCACGCUUCCCUGCGACAGCCCAACCAUAUGGCGACACCGAUAUUCCCUGUCCAGGACCAGUUCCUACCCGAGCCGACUUCGCAAGCCCCCAUUACAGCUCCGGCGGAUCAGCUUAAUGGCCUUGUGGGAUUUGAUUUCGAGGACUCUCUGCAAGAUCUGGCAAAUUUCAUGGACAACGGUGCUCUAUCGUCUUACCAUUUUUCGUCUAUGAUCAGCGCCGAACAGCCCAUACCGUUCUUCUCACCCGAGUCCUUCACGCACCCGACGGACGUGCUCCCGACCACCGAACCUCGUCAAAUCUCACGACCUGCAUCUCGCGCACUCCCUAAUCCUGAUCACCCUGAAGAUUCGGGCUCAUUCUCGCGCUUCGGGUCACGCCUACCGUCGCUGCAACCGGAAGAAAGUCCGUCAGCGCCGCAGAGCGAGCAGGACAGCAUCCACCGUCCGCUAUCCGACAUCAAUAUUGAAGACCGGCAAAACGUCUCCUUGAAGUUGGCGGAGUUUGCUCACGUCGUGCCAAGUACCUUUCAGCUCCCAUCUAGACUGGCAUUGUCAAGAUAUCUGGCCGGUUAUGUCAACGGCUUUCACGAACACCUGCCUUUCCUUCAUAUUCCCACUUUGUCUGUGAAUAACAGUUGCAUCGAGCUGAUUUUGGCAAUGGCAGCUGUCGGUGCGCAGUAUUGCUUUGAGGGACAAAAAGGGGUUGAACUGUUUUCGGUCAGUCAAUCAAUAGCCAUGCAACGCAUCCGCCAGAGAGACGCCAGGUUGGCCGCUUUCCAUCGGUCGUCAGAAGUGUCGCCACAAUAUUCCGGACACGGGAAAUCUAGCGACUUGGCGACGGGAGAGACACCGCGUAGCAACUCCAUGUCAGGCUGCUUGGGUCUCCCGUCUCAGCCAGAUUUCGACUCUGGCAUGCAGAAAGAAGAUCUGAUGCAAACAGCACAGGCGCUGUUGUUGCUUAUGGCCAUGGCAACUUGGGCCAAGCACCGGGAAAUCCUUCGCGAGGCGCUUGCAAUACAGAGCGUUUUGGCAACGCUGGUGAGAGACGACGGAUUCAAGAGUCAGCCAAUGCCCGAUGACAUUAGCUGGACAGACUGGAUUCGACGUGAGACAACUAAACGUACCAAGUUCAUCGUCUUCUGCUUCUUCAACCUGCAAACCAUCGUUUACAACGUCCCUUCCCUUAUCCUAGCUUCCGAAGUUGAUCUCACGCUACCUUCUAACGCCGCGGAAUUCAAGGCGCCAACUGCAAGCAAAUGGAAGGAAUUGCGGGCCCGUUCAAUACCUGAGACCGAAUUUCAGACAGCCUUACAUCGCCUGUUCUCCCGCAACGGCAACGAUGUCACUACGUACAACUCUUCGUUGGGGAAUUACGUCCUCGUCCACGCACUGCUACAACAUAUUUUCUUCGUCCGCCAAAUCUCUCGCUAUCGUCUUGACCACGACGGUGACCUGCGGUCCGACGAUGUCGCUGCCAUAGAACAGGCUCUAAGGAAUUGGCAGUUGGCAUGGAAACGCAACCCUGAAUCAUCCCUUGAUCCGAUGAACCCGAAUGGGCCAGUGACUUUCAACUCCACCGCGCUCCUGCGACUUGCAUAUAUUCGACUCAAUGUUGACUUGGGACCGGGACGGGCACUGGAUACUCGCGACCCGGUUCAGAUCGCCAACGCCUUUCGAGACAGUCCUUCUGUCAAGCGGACACCGAAGCUCGUCCGCGCCGUCCUACAUUCUGCCCAUGCCCUAAGCAUCCCAGUCAAGAUCGGCAUCCAUCUUGUUGCACAAACGCAGACCUUCAUGUGGUCCAUCCAGCAUUCUUUGUGCACAUUGGAGUGCGCUUUCCUGCUCAGUAAAUGGCUGGAGGCAUUGAGCCUGCCUAACUCGGGUCCUGCGAUAACAAAUGACGAGCGGAAAAUAGCGACCUUGGUUAAGACCAUGCUGGACGAGACAGAGUUUGCCAUGCCUGUAGAUGUGCCUAUCGACUCACCCGCUGCAAUGAAAUACCUCAGCGCGGGCGUGCUAAGGGUAUGGGCGCAGGUGUUUCGCGGGGCUCAGACAUGGGCAAUCGUCGAUGUCAUUGGAACCAGCCUGAACAUUUAUGCCGAUAUGCUCGAAGCAGGAUGA